AUGUCGCUUAUGGCCAACGAUCCUGGUGAGCUCUCGCUCAGCAAGCUCCUCUCAACUCUCACCCACACGGUCCAUCCAACCACUUACGUCUUCGCCACGUUCACCAAUACCUCCAAUCUACCACCCCUAUCCGAAACGCAAAUGUUCUUCAGGGAGUCUGAAGGAAUCACGGUGAUUACUAGCAAGGACUACGCAGAGUCACACAAGGUCGAAUACUUCUUUCCCUGCAAAAUGAUCAGUCUCAAUGUCACAUCGAGCUUGGAAGCUGUCGGAUUCAUGGCGGUCAUCGCGACAAGACUAGCGGCAAAGGGCAUUGGUUGUAAUCCGGUUAGUGGUUUCUAUCAUGAUCAUAUCUUUGUGCCUCUUGGUCGGGAGGAGGAGUCAUCCGAAGUGUUGGUGCAAAUAGCGGCGGAGAAGAAGUAA
Messenger RNA from Fusarium subglutinans, 423 nucleotides. RefSeq names its product COG3602 family. Lineage: Eukaryota; Fungi; Ascomycota; Sordariomycetes; Hypocreales; Nectriaceae. Bases 1 to 423 code for a protein of 140 amino acids. The transcript has a single exon. The record is from RefSeq and is a predicted model, not a curated record.